AUGUCUGCUCCUCGUGGUCGUCUCGCUGGCAAGAACGCCGUCAUCACCGGCGCCGGUGGUGGCAUUGGUCUUGAGACCUCUAUCCUUUUUGCCAAAGAGGGUGCUUCAAUCCUCAUGUCCGACAUUUCCCAGCCUGCUCUCGAAAAGGCCGCCGCCAAGGUCAAGCAGCUCGUCCCCGAUGCUCCUCGCGUUGAGAUUCUGAAAGUCGACGUCUCCAAGGAAUCCGAAGUCCAGGCCAUGAUCGAGUCACUCGACUCUUGGGGCGGUAUCGACGUCCUCUUCAACAACGCCGGUAUCAUGCACGCUCAGGAUGACGACGCCGUCAACACCCCCGAGAACAUCUGGGAUCUCACCCAGAACAUCAACGUCAAGGGUGUAUGGUUCGGCUGCAAGCACGCCGUCCUAUCUCUGCGCCGUCACAAAAAGUCCAAGGCUUCCAUCAUCAACACUGCUUCCGUCGUCGCUCUCGUCGGUGCUGCUACACCUCAGCUUGCAUACACUGCCUCCAAGGGUGCUGUUCUCGCUUUGACCCGUGAGCUCGCCAUGGUUCACGCCAGAGAGGGUUUCCGCUUUAACAACUUGUGUCCCGCACCUCUCAACACUCCUCUUCUUCAGGACUGGCUUGGCGAUGACCAGGCUAAGCGUCACCGACGUGAGGUCCACUUCCCCAUGGGACGAUUCGGUGAGGCUAUUGAGCAGGCUCAUGCUGUUGUUUUCCUCGCUAGUGAUGAGUCUAGCUUUGUCAAUGGUCAUGACUUUGCUGUUGAUGGUGGUAUGACCAAGGGUUAUGUCACUGCCGAGGGACCUGCGCAGCCUCCUCCUCAGAACAACGCCAGCAAGGACUCAUUGUAA
Fusarium venenatum is the source of this 852-nucleotide messenger RNA. RefSeq lists its product as uncharacterized. NCBI's taxonomy places the organism in Eukaryota, Fungi, Ascomycota, Sordariomycetes, Hypocreales, Nectriaceae. Gene Ontology annotation, molecular function: oxidoreductase activity. The record is from RefSeq and is a predicted model, not a curated record.